AUAUCAUGACAAUAACAUUUACAAUUUUGAAUCGUAUCUAAUCCCAUUGUGCAACAGUGCUUUUUAUCACUAAUAGUAAUUUACAAUGGUUUUUCUAUCGAAAUGAAUUUCAAAUAUUACGAAGAUUGUAACUGUUCGGCGUUGUCACAAUUAACAGUCUAACCUCAAUUGGAGACAGCCGCACGUUUGUCAAAUUAGCUUGGAAUAAUUAGUAUCGUUAGCGAAAUACUAAGAAAUGAUUAUUGCAUUAUAAAAUGUCAUAUCAGGACUCGCCAUUUUCAACUAUGUACGGUCAAGACGAUUACGAUAUUGACGAGGACAAUGAUGAAUAUUUGGAAGACGACAGGGAUGGUGAAGAACAAGAUGAAAGCGACGAAGAUACAGAGGAGGCAAGCGAGACGGAUCUUGGCAAGUCUGAAGAGUAUACGGAAAUAAAGGAGCAAGUUUAUCAGGAUAAGUUAGCUAGUUUUAAGAAACAAUUGCAGCAAUUAAAGGAUGGCACGCAUCCAGAGUACAAUCGCAAAUUGAAGCGCUUGGAAGCUCAGUACAAAGAAAGAUUACGGUUGAACAUAAUUUACCGUGAUUAUUUGACAGAAUGGGUAGAACGGGACUACAUAUUGGAAAAGAAAGCGGCGGUAAAGGAGUUUGAGGAAAAAAAGAUAGACUUGAAGGAAAACUUGCUAACUGAUAUGGAAGAGAAACGUAAGAUGAUCGAAUCUGAUCGGCACACGAUGGAACUCACAGGCGAUUCAAUGGAGGUAAAACCUGUAAUGACAAGGAAAUUACGAAGACGACCAAACGAUCCUGUACCUGAGAAAGUAGAAAAACGAAGGAAACCACCACCUGCGCAAUUAAACUAUUUGUUAGACGAGAAAGAAAUAGAAAGCGAUUUAAAAGCUAUUAGUCGCGGUAAAGUACUGACCACUGUCAGAAAACCAGCAGUAUUGCCACAUUACAACGCAGUAAACAUGCCUUCGCAACAUAUUCCACCGCCUUCUGAUACGCCUAUGAUAGAGACUAGGAUAGAGGAUGGAAAACUUCUACAUGAAAGACGAUGGUUCCAUCGCGGGCAACCAGUGUAUGUAGAAGGGAAAGAUUUAACCAGGUUUGCUGCGAAUAUUUCGGCGAUAGGAACUGAAGCUAUCUGGGUUAAAAAAGUUUCGGAUGGAAGCAAGGUGCGAAUAUAUAUAUCUCAGCUAAGCCGAGGAAAGAUUUCGAUCAAAAGAAGAGCAUCCUAAUCCAUCGUUACAUUGGGAUUUAAGUGUUCAAUAAUUGUUAAACUUGUGAUAUAUUAGACUUGUAGUUUAUUGAAGUUCUAUUUUCAGGAUUCAAUAUAACUCUUACUGUACUUGUUUUUUGCCACCAAUAAAACCAGAUCUUCUGAUGA
Molecule: messenger RNA, 1387 nt
Organism: Frieseomelitta varia
Lineage: Eukaryota; Metazoa; Arthropoda; Insecta; Hymenoptera; Apidae
Product: sin3 histone deacetylase corepressor complex component SDS3
Exons: 8
Coding region: 255-1238 (327 amino acids)
Biological process (GO): negative regulation of transcription by RNA polymerase II
Cellular component (GO): Sin3-type complex
Molecular function (GO): histone deacetylase binding
Source: RefSeq, a predicted model, not a curated record